AGCAGCAAUGACUCCGCCAUCACUUCCACCAACUUCUCCGAAUGAUGGUCUGUCUUCUCCAAUGGCCAACAUGAACUUACAGGCAAACAACAACAAACCCGGUCGAUCUAAGCGCGUUUAUGCAACCACGCAACCUACGGCUUCUUAUCAGCAACCUGUACAACAACAGCCAAAUAUUAAUCCAGCUUAUUCGUCACCACAACAACCACCACUACAGCAGCAGCAGCAACCACCACUACCUCAACAACCACAGCAGCAACAAUACCAACAGCCACAGCCUCAACCUGUGGCAAAUUAUCCUUAUGUUCAACAACAACAACAGCAACCAUCCAAACCAAAACCGAGAAUCGAUCCGAAUCAGAUCCCUUCACCGGUUCAAUUACGUUUAACAGAUGAACAGACAUACCAACAAGAGUAUUACGGUACCAUGUCUCAAUCACAGUUGCCUUUACCAACAACAAAUUUCCGAACAAUCGAUCAGGGCAAUUGUAAUCCACGGUUUAUGCGAAGUACUGUCAAGGAGAUGCCAAAGACGUCAGACCUGAUCCGAGAUUCGCACCUUCCAUUUGGACUGACUGUGCAACCACUCGUUGACUUACAUCCAGACGAUGAAUCGAUACACGUGGCAGCAACCACGAAUGCGGAUGGACCUGUGAGAUGCACGAGGUGUAAAGGUUACAUUAACCCUGCAUGUCAGUUUACGGAUGGUGGACGAAAAUUUAUUUGUAACUUAUGUGAAUUCACCAAUGAUGUGCCCGAGGAUUAUUUCUCUCAUUUGGACAUGUCAGGCCAACGGAUAGAUUUGGAUCAGCGGCCGGAACUGCAGCGCGGUACGGUAGAAUUUGAAGUACCACAGAUCUAUUGGACGCGUAACCCGGUGCCCCUGCGUGUCUUAUUUGCUGUGGAUGUCUCUUAUAGCGCAGUACAUACUGGCGUGCUUGCUGCAUUUUGUCAGGUGCUAGCCAAAAUCAUCUUUUCUGAAGCAGCCUUUCCUGAAGGAACUCAAAUGGGCAUCAUGACGUUUGAUACAGCGGUUCAUUUUUAUAACUUAUCGUCUACAUUGGAUCAAGCGCAGAUGAUGGUUGUACCUGACAUCAACGAUAUGUUUUUACCACUAUCGAGCGAGUCAUUGUUUGUUAACCCGACAGAAUCCAGGGAUGUGGUUGAAAACUUGCUUAGCAGCUUGCCUACCCUAUUCGCAGAAAAUCGAGCGCAGACUGCUGUUUUUGGAUCUGCGAUAAAAGGAGGUUUGAUGGGACUGCAAAACACGGGUGGCAAGAUCCAUGUGUUACAAUCAAUAUUACCAACUAUAGGUCCUGGCGCAUUGAAGAUGCGUGAUGACCCCAAAUUACAUGGAACAGAUAAGGAACGACAGCUACUAUCUCCACAAGAUGCACUGUAUACUGCGAUGGGUAAAGAGUGUGUCAACGAAGGAGUAUGUGUGGAUUUAUGGGCGUUCCCAACGAAUGCCUAUGUCGAUGUGAGCACACUGGGUGUACUACCUGCAUUGACAGGAGGUGACACACACUAUUUUUGGAACUUUAACGUACAGCGCCACCUGCAAGCAUUCAGCAAUCAAUUGGAGCGUAGUUUGACGCGAGAACAAGGCUAUAAUGCUGCAUUGCGCAUCCGUUGCUCAAAUGGACUUACUGUGGAUGACCAAUUUGGCAACUUCUUUAUGAACAACAACACGGAUGUUGAAUUUGCGGGCAUUGAUGCUGACAAGGCUGUUGCUUUUACGUUUCGACAUGAUGGAAAGUUGGAAGAUGGAGAAGCGCACGUUCAGUGUGCAUUGCUCUACACGACCAGGCUGGGCCAACGACGUGUACGAAUUCAUAACCUUCGUCUCCAAGUGACAUCCAAUAUUAGUGUUUUGUUUAAACAAGCAGAUCUCGAUACCAGUAUGAACCUAUUAUCAAAGCAAGUAAUAUCUCAGGCAGCGAAAAAGCUACCACAAGAUCUAAUGGCCGAGUUAGACGGUGAAUGUGUUCGUAUUUUGGCAGCUUAUCGCAAGCACUGCGCAUCAUCAGCAUCGGCUGGACAGCUUAUUCUCCCUGAAUCCUUCAAAGCUCUUCCUGUUUAUACUCUCGGUUUAAAAAAGUGUGCUGCGCUUCGUAAAGAUGCCAACCUUAACAUUGACUUCCGAGUAUACACCAUGCGUAAACUUAAAUCAGUUGGCGUUACCGCUACUGUCCGAUGGCUAUAUCCACGCAUGAUUCCUGUUCAUACCUAUUUAUGGAAUGAGGAGAAUUCAAGUAUACCACAACAGAGAUUGUCCUGCGAUCGCCUCGAUUCUAAUGGCGUAUAUCUCGUUGAGGCACCCGAUAUCACUUAUUUAUGGAUAGGUCAAGAUGUUGCCAGUGCCAGCAGUGAGCUCUUACAAAAUCUAUUUGGUGUUUCAGAUCCUGGACAAGUUGACCCUGAAAUGCAGCAGGUGCCAACACUGGAUAAUCCAAUGUCUCGCAGAUUGCAUCAGCUCCUCGCUGGUCAUCCUAUGAAUCCAGUGAAAAUCGUGCGACAAGGAUUGGAUAAUGUAUAUGAAUUUGGAAGUAGCUUGGUGGAAGACGAUACAUUCAAUCAGAUGAGCUAUGUUGACUAUCUCUGUAUGAUACAUAAGCAAAUUCAAAACGAGAUCGAGAGGGAUAAGCAUGAUCAGCUAGUAUCAUCGGCGUCUUACUGGGCAUAUAGAUAUUAGCAGUAGUUUGUUUGAUGUAGGAAAAAAUACAAGUAAUAAUUUAAACUAUAUAGUGCCUCCGUCGCACUGUGUAACCGAGUUCAGGCACACACACACACACACCGACCGAUUGACGGGGUUUUGGAUAUUAUUGAGGAACCGUCUUUCCCGUCCUUUCUGUGUUUUUUUUUCUUUCUUAUACAGAGACAUAUUCGACAAACGUUCAACAAACUCAUGAGGCUUUGCGACAUGUUCGAUCAAAACAGUGCUUUCGGAGGUCAACAACAACAACCACAACAGCAACCUACUGUACGGUUUACCGAAAAUGGUGAGCGACAACAAUCGGAAAAUCAGCCCCUACUCCUUGUCUAUAGAAUUUGAAAUAUUUUUUAAAAAAAUAAUAUACUCAUAAUGGGUUCAUGAACCGCAGCAUCGAGUUAUUUAGGCGGAUC
Molecule: messenger RNA, 3126 nt
Organism: Zychaea mexicana
Lineage: Eukaryota; Fungi; Mucoromycota; Mucoromycetes; Mucorales; Lichtheimiaceae
Exons: 13
Coding region: 8-2695 (895 amino acids)
Biological process (GO): intracellular protein transport; COPII-coated vesicle cargo loading; endoplasmic reticulum to Golgi vesicle-mediated transport
Cellular component (GO): endoplasmic reticulum exit site; COPII vesicle coat
Molecular function (GO): zinc ion binding; SNARE binding
Source: RefSeq, a predicted model, not a curated record